Messenger RNA from Tilletiaria anomala UBC 951, 1938 nucleotides. RefSeq names its product kinase-like protein. The record is from RefSeq and is a predicted model, not a curated record. Gene Ontology annotation, biological process: signal transduction; peptidyl-serine phosphorylation; endocytosis. Gene Ontology annotation, cellular component: nucleus; cytoplasm. Bases 430 to 1938 code for a protein of 502 amino acids. Lineage: Eukaryota; Fungi; Basidiomycota; Exobasidiomycetes; Georgefischeriales; Tilletiariaceae. The transcript is spliced from 7 exons. Gene Ontology annotation, molecular function: protein serine/threonine kinase activity; ATP binding.
UGCAUCGGACGCUCAUCAACUCAACGCGCGCGCUCUCCAUCCCACACGACGGACCCGGGCUGCUGCUUUACCCUUCUGCGACCAGCUCCGCGCUUCGAGCAGUCCAGCAACGAUUCCGCUGCUCACGUUGAUCAGCUUCUGCACUAGAGCAUCUUCAACCUCUUCAGCACACCCGUCCGCAAACGCGGCUUCUAGCGUGUACUUCUGGUUUCUUCGAGCGAGCGACAUUGCACCUGCUCAAACGGCCUAGCCCCAGCCCUGGGAGAUACACGCAUACAUAGCUUGCGCGACUGCCAUUCGAGCGUCUCGCAUCGCUACCUCCCUCUCAUACCCUCUUAGGAUUGGGUAGUAAGGAGAAGGAGACGAAGUAAAGGGGACAGCCCAGCAAACGGGUCUCAGGAGGUCAGAAGUCAUUCCGUAAAGACCAUCAUGUCUUCUUCACACACUGCCCACGGCAGUUCAAGCUCUUCCAAUGUCGUCGGUGUGCACUACCGAGUAGGCAAGAAGAUCGGCGAGGGAUCGUUCGGCGUCAUCUUCGAGGGCACUAACUUGCUCAAUAGCCAGACUGUUGCUAUCAAAUUCGAACCUCGAAAAAGCGAUGCACCACAACUGAGGGAUGAAUACAGGACAUACAAGAUACUUGCUGGCUGCCAUGGCGUUCCGCAGGUGUACUACUUUGGCCAGGAGGGCCUGCACAACAUUCUGGUCAUCGACCUCCUCGGACCGUCGCUGGAAGAUCUGUUUGACAUGUGCGGGAGAAAGUUUAGCAUCAAGACUGUCGUCAUGACUGCCAAGCAAAUGAUCACCCGCGUGCAAACGAUCCACGAAAAGAACCUCAUCUACCGCGAUAUCAAGCCAGACAACUUCCUUAUUGGCCGGCCAAUGACCAAGGGCGCGAACACGGUCCAUGUCGUUGACUUCGGCAUGGCAAAGCAGUACAGAGAUCCAAAGACGAAGCAGCAUAUCCCGUACAGGGAGAGGAAGAGUCUCAGCGGCACGGCGAGGUACAUGAGUAUCAAUACUCACUUAGGCAGGGAGCAAUCGCGGCGAGACGACUUGGAAGCGCUGGGCCAUGUCUUCAUGUAUUUCCUUCGCGGCGGGCUUCCGUGGCAGGGGCUGAAGGCUGCGACAAACAAGCAGAAAUACGAAAAGAUCGGGGAGAAGAAGCAGAGCACGCCGAUCAAGGAGCUAUGCGAAGGAUUCCCAGAAGAGUUUGGCAUUUACCUCAACUAUGUCCGCAAGCUUGGGUUCGAGGAGACACCUGACUACGACUUCCUGCGCGAGCUCUUCACCAAGGUUCUCAAAUCCUCCGGCGAGCUCGACGACGGCGUGUAUGACUGGAUGAUGCUCAACGGCGGCAAAGGCUGGGAGGCCGGAACGCACAAGGACCGCAGAGACGACCGCGAGCAGCGCCGACAUGAUCCACGCGCUUCCCAGCUCGUCCACCACGGCGCUGGUGCGGCAGCUGGCGCAGGUGGCACCGCAGACCAGCGACAGCAGCUUCAUCCGACACAGGUGCAGGCCGGCGUCAGCGUGCAGCCCUCAUCAUCACAGCGCAAGUCCGCUCAGCAGUUUCGCGCAAGCCAUGGCGACCUCGCGCACGCUGCUUCCUACGGUAACGGCACUGGUGGCGGAGCAGCUGCGAGCAACAUUGCCCUGCACGACACGACGAUCACCGGCUUGCCCAGCCUGAGCCCCGGUGCACGCGAGCACAGUCACCACCGUGGCGCCGGCGCACUGACACCGAACGGCGUUGGCGGGAUGAGCGGGAUGCAGCAGAGCAGCACUGGCGGCAUCGAAGGCGGCCGGCGAAUCGACGGCCGCGGACCUGUCAGCGCAGUCGGUAUGAAUGGCGAGACUGGCGGCGUGUCGCACCCGGCGGAACGCGCUGGAUUCGGCACCAAACUCCUCCGCGUGCUCACGUGCCGGUGCGGUUGA